Molecule: messenger RNA, 2274 nt
Organism: Selaginella moellendorffii
Lineage: Eukaryota; Viridiplantae; Streptophyta; Lycopodiopsida; Selaginellales; Selaginellaceae
Product: ATP-dependent RNA helicase HAS1
Exons: 13
Coding region: 103-1857 (584 amino acids)
Biological process (GO): maturation of LSU-rRNA from tricistronic rRNA transcript (SSU-rRNA, 5.8S rRNA, LSU-rRNA)
Cellular component (GO): nucleolus
Molecular function (GO): nucleic acid binding; RNA helicase activity; ATP binding
Source: RefSeq, a predicted model, not a curated record
GCCGCCUCCUUACCCUUGCGGCUGUUGUGGGGCGUUGGAUCGCUGGCGGGGAUCCACGGCUGGGAUCUUGUCUGGGGUUUUUCGCCCUAGGGCUUUUUGGCGAUGGCGGGCGCGCCCAAGGUGCUCAAGACGAGGAAGGGAGCGUUCAAGAGGAUCGAGACGAAGAUUGCAGGUACGCGGGAGAAUGCGUCGAGGAAGAGGGUGAGGAAGAGGAAGAAGGGACAGGAGGAGCAGGGCGGGAUUCUAGAGCCUGGAAUUGAGAAGGAAAAUGGGGAGGGAAUUGGAGAGGAGGUUGAGGAGGAUGAGAGGGAUUUGGAGCCGGAGGAGGUUGCGAAGGAUCCGGAGGUGGUGGAAGGCACUGUGCUUGUGAAUGGUAUGAUGAGCAGCAUGAACUUUGGAGCGCUGCCACUGUCGGAGCCUACGAAGAAUGCGAUUGCAGAGAUCGGGUUCACGAACAUGACUGAGAUUCAAUCGAGAUCAAUCCCAGAGCUGCUCAAGGGACGAGAUGUUCUCGGAGCCGCAAGGACUGGCUCCGGCAAAACGCUUGCUUUUCUGGUUCCGGCUGUGGAGCUACUCUACCAUGCUCGUUUCAUGCCACGGAAUGGAACUGGCGUUUUGAUCAUAUCUCCUACGAGAGAGCUGGCGAUGCAAAUAUAUGGAGUUGCGAGGAAGUUGAUGAAACACCAUAGCCAAACCCACGGGAUUGUUAUGGGAGGAGUGAAACGAAACGUAGAGGCAGAAGCGUUGAAGAAAGGAGUGAAUCUACUCGUUUCUACUCCAGGAAGGCUUCUGGAUCAUCUUCAAAACACGAAGGGUUUUCUGUUCAAGAAUUUGCAGUGCCUUGUGAUUGACGAGGCAGAUCGCAUCUUGGAAAUUGGCUUUGAGGAGGAUAUGAAACAGAUCAUCAAGCUCCUACCGAAAGAGCGACAAACUGUCCUUUUUUCUGCCACUCAAACGACAAAAGUGGAAGACUUGGCCAAACUUUCUUUCAAGAAAGCUCCUAUAUACAUCGGAGUGGACGAUGAGAGAAGCAAGGCUACAGUAGAAGGCUUGGAACAGGGCUACUGUGUUGUGAAGACCGACAAGCGGUUCCUUCUUCUGUUUACGUUCUUGAAAAAGAACCUCAAGAAAAAGGUUAUGGUGUUCUUUUCCUCUUGCAAUUCAGUGAAAUUCCACGGGGAACUUCUAAACUUCAUCGAUAUACCAUGCCUUGAUAUUCAUGGCAAACAAAAGCAACAAAAGCGCACUAAUACGUACUUUGAGUUCUGCAAUGCGGAGAAGGGUAUACUUCUUUGUACCGAUGUUGCUGCUCGUGGCCUUGAUAUACCGGCUGUGGACUGGAUUAUCCAAUACGACCCUCCGGAUGAUCCAAAGGAAUAUAUUCACAGAGUUGGUCGUACUGCGAGAGGUGAGAGCGGUCGUGGACGAGCUUUACUGUUUCUAACCCCAGAGGAGCUGGGAUUUAAACGUUAUCUCACGAUGGCGAAGGUCCCUCUAAAUGAAUACAUGUUUCCAGAAAAUAAGAUCGCGAAUGUGCAAUCGCAGCUGGAAAACCUGAUAGGCAAAAAUUAUAAUCUUCACAGGUCAGCGCGCGACGCAUACAGGUCGUAUAUCAUGGCGUACAAUUCGCAUGCCAUGAAAGAUGCCUUCAACGUCCACAGGCUUGACUUACAGGCAGUCGCAGCGUCCUUUGGCUUUAGCUGUCCACCAAAGAUAAACAAUCUCAGCAUCGAUAGCAGCGCCGCCAAGUUUCGCAAACAAGGCAAGGAGAGAAAGAGUUCCGGGCACAAGUUUGGCGCAAGUAAUCCUUACGGGAAACGAGGCGAAGACGACAAGCGGCAGUUUUCCAAGUUUUGAUAAGAGAGUUUUUAAACAUUACGCAAGAGACAACAGGCGGAAGAUCUGGAAAAAGUCUUGACGAUCGAGAUCGCGUGAUCACAAGUUACGUCAUGAGAUCCCAGGUAUGACCAAGCUUCGUUUUCGAAAACUGAUCGAAUGUAUGCAAGCAGGCAAGUCUAGUUCCAUCUCGAUAAGUAAGUUUUGGUUUCGUCUGUAACAACCUUCUCCAGGCGAUUAGCUUCUGAAGAUAAACAAUGUGAGGCAGCUUUGAGCGUGUCAAGUAAACGACAAGCAGCUGUUCUUUCUCCAAGUCUUAGAACUUUUCACGGCUUUUGAGGAGCAGAGGAGAAAUUUCCAUAUCUGUACCAAAAGUCCUGCUCGCCGAGGUUUGAUCAAGAUCGCGUGACAACUUUACGUGAUGCGCUUUUGGAUCUA